AUGCGCGCCCCACCACGUUCACCGUCACCCACCAAAUCGAGGUUUAACACGACCGCCCAAGACGAAGAGUCUGAAACGAUCACACUCGUGCAAGGCUCAUCACCACGCGUUGUCGAGGAAGAGAAAGAUCUCGUCAUUCUCGAAGACGUUGAAGUCGCGGUUCCUAGCCCACAACCACAGCAAGUCGUUCUUCCGCCGGCACCGCCAAAAACUCCCAGACGACAGAGCCUACAUCGCGCGGUGCUGAUUAGGAGUGCUCAUCGCGCUGUCCUGGCAGCAAAUGCGAAUCCUAUCCCCACGACCAACUUUAUGCAAGGGUCAAGCUUGGCACCGCGAACAGACAAUGCUUCUCCAUCCAAACCGGUAGCUCCAGUCUCCCCUACCAAGGGGAAAUAUGGUGCCCCUGCAGAGGAUGAUGAAACAGACAGCGACCACACUGAUACUGAGGACGAAGAGGAAGAAGUGCGAGCGCUCGGGUUGGAAGUCGUCAGCGUUUCCAGCGGAAGUGAGAGUGAAGAGGACGAAGAAGAUGAACCACAGCCCCCACGCCAGACUCUCAGCUGGCGCAAAAGUCUCGAGCGACUGUGGCCAUUUGGAAGAGUCAAAGAUGAGGAGGAGGAAGCAACGCUACCACCAGCACCGGCACAAGACGACCAUGACCAUGACGAGGAGGAGGAUAAUGAUGAUGAUGAUGAAAGAAACGAGCUGCAAACACCAGUCGUGUCACCGAAACGCAAGACUAUAAUCACACCAACGCAGCGCUCACCAACCAAGACCCCAACGCUUGCCCAGCCUCCCUCUCGGCCAACGACGCCGUUUGGCACUCGCAGGUCACCAGAUAAGCCCACGAAUGCUGGCAAUAGCACGCCAUUUGGUGCAAGGUCGCCCGUCAAGACAACACCUCAGUCGAUGUCCCCUCAGAAAAAUAACUCCAUCCAUAACUUCGCGGUUCCGCAUCCAGCUGCGCGGACCCCGAAAGGGUUCGGGAGACGAGGCUUGAGUCCAGUUGUGGAUAAAGCGUUGGAGAAGGAAGAGCCAAUGGAAGUGGACUCUGAGCCUGACUCACUGUAUGCCGGACUUGCAGAGGAGGCACGCUCUACCCAACAGAGGACGGUUACACCGCCACCGACAACGUCAACAACACCGACUACAAUAGACAAACACCCGAAACUCAAUCUCGCCAAUUUCAUGACGCCGCAGGCACCACGAACAGGUGCAAAUGCUUUCCGCAUCUCAAAAACUCCAAAUCCCAAUGCGGCUCCCGGUGGUGUUUCGCUGCAAUUGCCAGCAAGACACUCAGUCGCUGGUGGAGCGCAACGAAUCAGGAUUGAAGAUUCGCCGUGGAAAAAGCCUAGUAAAUCGACGCAGUCUGUUGUUCCUGCUGCUGCCACGCCAGUCGCAAGUCGCCCACGGGUAUCAGAAGCGGAACGAAAAGCGAUUUCGGAGCGCAGAAAGAGUGCCUUGACGGCACCCGAUAUGUUCUGGGCUGCUGGCGCUCCGGGGCUUUCGCCGCGCAAGUCUCCAGUAAAAAAGAUCGAGAAGCUGGACGAUGUAGAUGAGGAAGGCCUGAAGGAGGAUAAGGAUGCGACAAGAAUGUUGCGAGAGAUGAUGGACACGGUGGAUGUGUUGAAGAGGAGGAGGGAGAGCAUUAUGGCUGAUGCUGCUGAUCGGAAGAGCUUGGGCGGUGGUGGAGUCAUUGGGCCUUUGUUGUUUGCGAGCGGGACCAGGUCUUUGACGCCGGCGGUGACCACCAAUGAUGACGAUGAUGAUGAUAUGGAUGUCGAUGUGCCCCCACCGACAGCGCACAACGAAGAAAGUAGACCUUCGCCCUCUUUCUCCCCUCUCAAGCAGAAGGAAACAGCUGAGCUUGAAGGAACCAAACCACCCUCUCGACGCGGACGGAGCAAAGCUGCGGCAGAACCAGAGCUUGAGGCCGGGCCUGACGAAGCAACCCCAUUGCCUGAAAUCGCUCCAAUAACGACCACCAAGACCCGCCGUGGAAGAUCUGCUUCCAAAGAACCUGAAAGCGAACCGGUUAAAACAAGGCGAGGACGAUCUGCUGUAGCGACGACUGUGGGUCAAGACAAUGAAGACGAUGCUCCCGUGGCUACGACACGCAAACCGCGAAAACCGCCCUCAGUCAAUACAUCCCAGCCGAGUUUUGCACCUGUCUCAGAGCCGGUGGCCGCGAGACGUGGUCGUGCGGCUUCAGCAGCGCCGGCCAGUGCCCCAGAACGCAAGACCAAGACCAGAGCCCGAUCACGUGCUGCUGCUGACGAAGAAGAUGAAGAGAUGCAGGAGGAUGCUGAGAUCGAGGUAGUGAAAGUUGUUGCUCCCACUGCGAAACGAGUUGGAAGGACGGCAGCAGCUGCAAAGAAGGUCAAGGAGGAGGAAAGUGAUCCUGUUCUGGGGGCGACAAAGGCUGCGAAAAAGACACCGGCGAGAACGACGAGGAAAGGUGCUGCAGCAGCGUCUGCGCUAGCGGCUGUUGAGAAGGAGAAUGCGAGUGCGUCAGAAGAGGUUGUGGAGACUGCAAAAGUGAGGCUGUCGAGGAGCAGGAAGGCAAAGGAGGGUGUCAGUGAAGUUGUUGUUGAGGUCGAGCAGCCUGUUGCAACUGGUGCGGCGAGGCGGACGAGGACUAGGACGAAAACGUGA
Mycena indigotica is the source of this 2655-nucleotide messenger RNA. RefSeq names its product FHA domain-containing protein. The coding region runs from base 1 to 2655 and encodes 884 amino acids. The record is from RefSeq and is a predicted model, not a curated record. The transcript has 5 exons. NCBI's taxonomy places the organism in Eukaryota, Fungi, Basidiomycota, Agaricomycetes, Agaricales, Mycenaceae.